Molecule: messenger RNA, 2601 nt
Organism: Coregonus clupeaformis (lake whitefish)
Lineage: Eukaryota; Metazoa; Chordata; Actinopteri; Salmoniformes; Salmonidae
Product: N-fatty-acyl-amino acid synthase/hydrolase PM20D1.2
Exons: 12
Coding region: 1-1329 (442 amino acids)
Biological process (GO): amino acid metabolic process
Molecular function (GO): hydrolase activity, acting on carbon-nitrogen (but not peptide) bonds, in linear amides
Source: RefSeq, a predicted model, not a curated record
AUGUGCCGUGGGGCUAGGGGUGGUAUCCUGCAUUUCCUAACACUAACAGAUUGUUUUCCUCUGCCAGCUUUCCCUACAGUGUUUUCUUCCCACCUGGUCCAGCAUGAGGUUGUGGCCAACUACAGCCACCUGUUCUGGGUGCCUGGCUCUGACCUGGCCCUCGUCCCCUACAUGCUGCUGGCCCACAUAGACGUGGUGCCUGCUGAGGAGAGCGACGGAUGGGAGGCCCCACCAUUCUCUGCAAAGGAGAUAGAUGGAUUCAUCUACGGAAGAGGGACCAUCGAUAACAAACAGUCUGUCAUGGGAAUUCUCCAGGCGCUGGAGUACCUGUUGAUAAGAGGUUAUUCGCCGCAAAGGGGAUUCUUCAUUGGUCUGGGUCAUGAUGAGGAGGUGAGUGGCUUCCAAGGGGCCAUGAACAUAGUGAGGGUGCUGAAGAAGAAAGGGGUGCAGCUGGCGUUCGUACUGGAUGAGGGUCUGGCUGUGCUGGAUGGAGUCAUCAGUGGUCUGCAGGGGCCUGCUGCUCUGAUUGGGAUCAGUGAGAAGGGGCUAGCCACGGUGAAGCUGAGCGUCUCCAAGGCCCCGGGUCACUCCUCCAUGCCUCCCAGUGAGAGCAGCAUAGGCAUCCUGGCAGGAGCAGUCAAAAGGUUGGAGGAGAACCCAAUGCCCAGGUUGUUUGGUGAAGGCCCUGAACGUGGGACCUUUGAACACCUGGCUCACAAGUUUAGGCUCCCACUAAAAUUUGUCAUGUCGAAUAUGUGGCUGUUCUCCCCACUCCUUGGAAGAGUAAUGGAAAGAAGACCUGAUACAAAUGCUUUUGUGAGAACGACAACUGCAAUCACUAUGUUCAACUCAGGAGUUAAGGUUAACAUUCUUCCUUCCCAAGCUGAGGCCUAUGUGAAUCUGCGGAUACAUUCAGCACAGUCACUACAAGAGGUUUUGGAGUUGAUACAGUCCACAGUGGGAGAUGAGAGGGUGAAGAUGGAGCUAGUGGAUGGCUUUGACCCGCUGCCUGUCAGCUCCUACGAUGAAACAUCCUUUGGGUUCCAGAUCAUCAAGAAGACAGUGCUGGACCAGUUCCCACAAGUUACUGUUGCCCCUGGUAUCUGCAUCGGGAACACAGACAGCCGUCACUACACAGACCUGGCCAAGGACAUCUAUCGCUUUGCUCCUACGUGGUUCAGACCAGGGGACGCCCAGAGGUUCCAUGGUAUUAACGAGAGGAUUUCUAAGAAGAACUACGAGGAACUGGUGGUCUUUUACUUCAAUCUGAUACAGAACUGUGACAUCAAGGAGCUCCCUUCUCCCCACAGUGCUGGUCAUGAGCUCUAAAGCUGUAUGGCAUUAUGGGUACUGUGGGCGGUGGUUGUGGGGGGUUGUGCUUUGGUGUGUCACGGGGGGCCAGUAUGAAAAAUGUAUGCACUCACUAAUUGGAAGUCGCUCUGGAUAAGAGUGUCUGCUAAAUGACUAAAAUGUUAAUUGAUCACUAAAAAAUACUUACCCGUUGUGUAUGCCACUCUGGCUGCGUUUACACAGGCAGCCCAAUUCUAAUAUGUUUUUCACUAAUUUAUCUUUUGACCAAUCAGAUCAGCUCUGAAAAAUAUCUGAUGUGAAAAGUUCUGACGUGAUUAGUCAAAAGACCAAUUAGAAUAUCAGCCUCUUACAUUCAUAAUCCAGAUCAAAAUGACAAUGUGUUGUGUAACAUUCUGUUUACCCUGUCAGGUUGGGUCCCUCCUUGAUUUUGGAAGAAGCACAGACGUCUUGUGGUGAUACUAUAUGAUAAACAACAAACCAUGGGCACAUUAGCAUAUAUCAAUGCUAUAGUUUGAAUGAAGACAAUCGGAUUGUAUUAUCAAUGACUACAUCAAUUCAAUGUUACUGAGAUAUCAAAAGGGGGCAAGAUCUUACGAGGAACAGAAAUAAUACAUCAGAGAUUUUCAUCUGGGCAAAAAAUUUUAAAGAAAAGAAAACCCCCCCCCACAAAAAACAACUGGACUCUGGUUACAGUAUUGCAUUAGAGAGAUGGAGUUAGAUGUUGGUAUGGCCAUAGAAAAAACUGUUUUAAUUGGUACAAAAUCAAUUUGAUAUGUUACUAUUAUUUUGUUACUGGUCAUUGACAACAUGAAGCUUGAAGUAGGUGGUUGAUGAAGUGUGUGCAGCAUGCAUGUGAGAGAGCUAUUAUCUGAUAUUUGCUGGCCAAAUUUCCUCCCUGUGGAAUGGUAUCUGUAAACAAAUAUUACAUUGUAAAGAUAUUAUAUACAAAUAUUUUUAUUUUCAAUGCACAUUAAAUGGUAUGAAGAUUGAAAUCGCAAGCUUUUAAAAGGAGAUGUGCCAUAACAUUUCUGCUGUAAUUUUGCAUGAUAUCUUACUUGCUGAUUUCUACAAGGUACUUAAGAGCAUUUUUUAUUUUAAAUGUGAAUAUUAAACACACAGGUUAAUUGAGGUGCAAUACUUAAUCCUCUGUUUCAGAUGAUAACUGUGAAAGGAUCUAUUUUUCUUGAAAUACUGCUGCCUAGUGUCAGAGGUACUGUGCCAAUGACGCUAAAGAUAUCGUUGAUGUGGGGGAGUAGUGAACAUAAUGGUUAAUAAACAUGAUGCACUGUG